Messenger RNA from Lucilia sericata (common green bottle fly), 2764 nucleotides. RefSeq names its product CD109 antigen-like. Gene Ontology annotation, molecular function: endopeptidase inhibitor activity. The transcript is spliced from 8 exons. The coding region runs from base 68 to 2764 and encodes 898 amino acids. Lineage: Eukaryota; Metazoa; Arthropoda; Insecta; Diptera; Calliphoridae. Gene Ontology annotation, cellular component: extracellular region. The record is from RefSeq and is a predicted model, not a curated record.
UACACAUAAAUUUAAAUUUAAAGAUUCUAUAGGAAUUUUAUCGAAUAUUUACACAAAUGACAAUUUAAUGUUGAACAAUAGGGAAUUCUAUUGUCGUCUGAAGUUGGUGGAUAAAAAACUUAAACUGGGAAAACCUGUACUAAUUGAAGUCAGUUCGAUUAUCAGUAUACCUUAUUUGAUGUAUACGAUAAUGGGUCAUGCCAGUCUCAUACAUACAGAACAUGUUAAAAUACCACCUUAUCAGAAUUCCUAUAUCAUAGAGAUAAUGCCUACACUUGAGAUGAUACCAGACUCUUUCAUCUACGUGUAUUAUAUUCACAAGGGUAAUUUACGUUACGAAGAAAUGCAUUUGAGUUUUCCCAAUGAAUUUGAAAAUCAGAUCUCACUAUCAGCACCCAAACAAGUGAAACCGGGCGAUGAAGUUACAAUUACCAUAAAUGCACAACCCAAGUCGUAUGUUAGUUUAUUGGCUGUGGACUUGGGUGUUUAUUUAUUGGAUAAUACAUAUGAUUUAUAUAAGGAUGAUAUAAUGUCGGACUUGAUUCAUGAAAGGUCAUAUUCUCCCAUGGCAGCUGUAUUGUAUCCCGGUAUAAUAUCCGGUCUAUUGACCUUAACGAAUGCUCACUAUCCAUAUCAAAAUCAAAGUGUUACUGUAGUUUCUGAAGUUAUUGUUCCUACCAUACAUCGUUUUCGUCAAAAAUUCCCAGAAACCUGGAUAUUUGAUAGUUUUUUAAUCAAUGAAACUACGACCAAAUUAACUCUUUCCAUACCAGACACUAUAACCACUUGGCGUCUAACGGCAUUUUCAAAUCACGAUAUAACAGGAUUUGGAAUAGUAAAUGGUCCCACAGAUAUCACUACCAUACAAACCUUCUACAUAUCACUAAAUCUACCAAAUUCAGUGAAACGUGGGGAAAUUGUAGCAAUACCCAUAACAAUAUUUAAUUAUUCCAACCAAUCACUAGACGCAGAAGUUGUUCUAGAUAAUAAUGAUAAAGAGUUCAAUUUUAUGGAAUUAAUAAAACAAGUUGUGCAGAAAUCAAAUGAUCAACAAAAACAGACUAAAAUCGUUACCAUAUUAGCGGAUAACGCCAAAACCGUGAAAUUUCUUAUAUAUCCCCUACAAGCGGGUGAUAUCAAUCUAAGAAUUACAGCUACAAGUUCUUUGAACUCAGAUGCGGUUCUACAGAAACUUAAAGUUAUAUCAGAAGGAAUUGUCAAGCAAAGAAGUCAGUCUUUGUAUUUAAGUGUACCGUCGGAAGAGAAAUUUUUUUCCACAUUAAGCCUUGAAAUGCCAGUAGACAUAGUCCCCGAUACUGACUAUAUUACCUUUACUGUGGGUGGUCAUUAUUUAAUACCCACAGUGGAAAACUUUAAUAAUCUUAUACCAUUGGCCACUGGGUCCGGUGAUCAAAAUAUGGUAAACAUUGCUCCUGGAAUCUUGAUUUUGCAAUAUCUUAAAGCAAAUAAUAAAUUGUCUAAGGAGAAGGAUUUGGUUGAAAAUUUACUUUCAUCAAUUGAAGUUAAUUACCAACAGCAACUGUCAUUUCGUCAUGGUAAUGGUGGUUAUAGCGUUUUUGGCAUGGCAACCGAUGAGGAACCCAGUACUUGGCUCACCGCCAAUGUGGUGCGUUAUCUCAUCAAAGCUUCGCAGUUCGUAGAUAUUGAAUCAAAUAUAAUUGAAUCUGCUUUAGAGUAUUUGGUUAGUCAACAAAAAUCCAAUGGGGAGUUUCUAUAUACGGGUUAUUUGUUAGAUUCUAAACAUGAAAAUGCAUAUGGACUGACAGCCUUUAUACUAAUGGCAUUUUUGGAAAAUCAAACUUAUGUCGAACAACAUCAAAAGACUAUAGAAAUUGGAGUAAAAUUUUUAAAUUCAAAUUUAAAUAAUACCAACGAUAUUUAUGUAUUAACCCUAAUGGCCACUGCAUUAAAACGUGCUAAACAUCAGAAUGCUGAUAUUCUUAUAAAUCAACUGAAAUCACGUGCCAACGAAAAUAAUGGUCUCAGGUGGUGGUCGGGAAAUAAUCAAAAUUUGGCCAAUGAUAUUGAAAUUACUGCAUACGCAGCAAUAAUUCUGCUGGAUACUCCAGGAGAUCAUACUUCGAUCUUAAAAUGGCUUAUAAAACAGCGUAAUGCUAAGGGAGGCUUUACAUCUUCACAUGAUACCGUAGUGGGUUUGGAAGCCUUAGUAAAAUUUUAUCUAGAAAGUAAUGAAGUGGCAAAUGGUGAAUUUCAUGUGAAUUCAAACAAUAUUUUAGAAUUGCAAAAACAUGAGUUACCAACAACCACACACCAUAUUAUUUUCGAAACAGAGGGCAAUGGAGCCUCCUUGAUACAACUCGUUCAACAAUACAACAUCAUAAAUGACACAGAAUUUCGUCAUUUUGAAAUUCGACCUAAAGCAAUCUACAAAAAUGAGAAAGAAAUUAAUUUGAAAGUUUGUUUCAUUUACCAAACCGAAUCACAUAUGACCAAUGAAACCAGCAAUUUGGUGAUUAUGGAAAUAAAUUUACCUUCUGGUUUUAGAUCUGAAGCUGAAAGUAGUAUGUCUUUAAGGCAAAAUAAUAUUGUGCAGAAAAUCGAAAUCACAAAUUUAGAAGCGACAAUAAUUUUAUAUCUAAAUAAAUUACAGGCAAAUGGUACUUAUUGUCUAGAGCUUCCUACAUAUAAAAUAAUUGAAAUUUUAAAGCCAAAAUCAGCAGCCAUUAUAAUGUAUGAUUAUUAUAAUUUGAAUCGUACGAAUACGAAAUUUUAUACUUUAUAA